Penaeus vannamei (Pacific white shrimp) is the source of this 2419-nucleotide messenger RNA. The record is from RefSeq and is a predicted model, not a curated record. Lineage: Eukaryota; Metazoa; Arthropoda; Malacostraca; Decapoda; Penaeidae.
AUGACCAUGAGUGCAAGUUCUGUGGCUGGGGAAUAUCUGUGUUUGUGGAUUUUUGUGGUAUCCACCAUUGAUUUUCAUUGGUCACAAGUCAUGAAUACAACAGAAUGCACUAGUCAGGGCCACAUGACUAUGGGUGUGUUCUUACUUAUAAACAUCAGUGGGAGCAUCACCUAUUUGCUACAGUUACCACAUAUGAUUGAAGGCUCUAUUGGCCAUUCCCGAUGUGAAAGUAAAUAUGCAGAGGAUGUGGAAUGUGUCGUGGAGGUGCAACGAAGGGUGCGCGGAUGGUUAGCCAGGAAAAGGGUUAGGAGACUAAAGCAGGAACGCCGGCAGCUUGAGAAGUCCACAAGUGAAUCCACUUCGGUGUCUCCGCAUCAGGUGGACUCGGCCAACAGCGUUAGUGAUAACUCCGUUUCUACUUCUUCCAGCCACAAGCGGUGGCGCGGCGCGGUGCCCAUGGCGGAGCUCUACUCCCGCCUGGAGGGCUGGCGGCGGCGGCAGGUGGCUCAGAUAACGGCCACGCUCACGGGGCAGGACAGGAGGCGGGCGCUGGUGGCUCUCCUCGACAAAGAGACGGAGUUGCUGAGGUCCUUGGAGGCUCAUCGCGCCGUCCGCUCGGCCAGGAGAAGGAACGCGGCCAUCGCACUCUUCCUUCAGGAGGUGUCCCGAGCGCAGGUGUGGAAGGUGGGAAGCCAUGCGGCCGGAGUGGAGGUUGAGACUCCGGAGACAGAGCCUGUGAGGACUCUGGCCUCCCUCGCCUCCGCCCUCCAGAAGGAUGCGUCGACGGAGGUCAGAGGUCAACAGUUCAACUCCGUCUUCAGCACCGUGGAGCGCUUCCGUCCCUCCCACGGCGACCCCGACGAGACUUCCCGGACGGCGCGAGAGCUGGGGGCGCUGGCGAGACGAGGCCUGCAUCUCCUGGCCAGGGGAACCACCGACUCCAGGCUCAGGGGACUUCGCAAGAGGCUUCACAGUCUCAUUAUCACUUAUCUUCAACAGGUUCAGACGAGAUCAUCAGUGCCAAUGCAACCCCGACUAGUAAGAGCUGCAGGUGGAAAACCACUUCUUGUUCCCACGACGAGCACAUAACAAGUGAAAGCCAUAACAGUAAAAUUGACAUGACAGUGAAAACCACACGACAGUAAAAUCCACACAACGAUGUAAUCAACAUGGUGAAAACCGUGAAAUCCCUAUGGCAGUGGAAUCACCUCAGUUUGAUUCAUGGAUAACGGCUGGGAUAAAACACAGCAUAUAUAUUUGCUGGAGAAAAGUUGCCCUGGUUGGUUAUAUUUUCCUUGCAGGACAAUAUCCCACAAGGCCUUACCUGUGGGAAUAUCUUUUUAUCUACAGAAAAUAUUUGCAAUCUGUUAAAAACCUCCUUUAAUUUCUGUUCAUAUCUUUUUAACAGAUGUAAUAAUGUUUAAAAAAAGGAGAUACUUAAGUUUCUAAUUGCUUAUGAAGAAUGCAUUUAGACAAUGGUUUUAAAUAAUUCACUUCAUUAUAUUCUCAUCUCUAAUCACGUUAUAAGAUAUAGGAUCAUAUUCUGAAACUUACCAUAUUCAUAAGCAUUCCAUGAUAUAAUGUUCUUAGAUUUCCAUUGUAUUUUAUCAUCUGAUAUUCACCCAUCUGUAGUGCCAAUGUAUGUCAUGGGUUUUACUACUGAUAUGCAAUUCAUAUGAAAUGGGAAUUGCUUACGUUUUGACUUGUACUCUUUACAGCAAAAGCACAACAAAAUCACAACUUUAUAUCCUCCAAGCGUCUUUCUAAUAAAGAGGAGAAAACAAUCAUUACCGUUUUUACUACGGUAUGGUAAUGGGUUCAACAAUUAACAAUAAAAAGGAGACAGGCUAAUCACAAUAGCAAGACAAUAUCAAAUCUAAGUCUCCCAGUAACAUUUACAUAUUCCUCAGGUGGUUUGGUGCAAGUUUACCCCACAGAAUACCUAUCCAUAAUGCUAAGUGAAAGAGAUGGGUAGGCAUCAGCACAAACUGUACUUAGGAGUUAUGCUUGCGAUAUAAUCACUAAAAUUUCUCCUUAAGAGUACAAAAGAAAAGCAGGAAAUGUUUGCCAAUACUUCAUUGCAUGUCUACAGCAGUACUAUUUUUAUAAUUAUGAAGAUGAUAAGCUCCAUAGUAUUAUAAGGACUAUUUUUAUUAGCUAAUAUUAAUAAUACAGACUUUUCUUCUUUGUGAGCAUUAUUAUGCUUCUUAGAACUACACCAUAUGCAUAUAAAAUAUGUAAAACCUGUUCUUGUUAUUUCAUUAUCAACUUUCUACAAUUGCCAUUAUCAGAAUUUAAGAUGCACGAGAUUUUUUCCUACUGAUCACGUUAUAUAGACCACAUACCGAAAAUGACUGGAAAAGUAUAUUAAUGGGAAGUUAAUGGUCAAUGGUUAAAAAGCAAAAUAAAUGUGGUAGAC